AUGGGGAAUUGCUGCUCCGACGUGGCAGGGGGUAGGGCGGCAGUUGGUGGCAGCGCCGCUGCUGCUUCUGACGCAGCUGGAAAUGACGCUGUCGAUCUUUUCCUCAAGUCUCGUGGCUUGUACGGCUCUCAGAUCGAGUUAUCAUUUUCUGCUACAAAUUUGCGUGACCGGGAUGUGCUUUCAAAGAGUGAUCCGAUGUUGGUUGGUUAUACUAAAGCAAAAGAUGGAACACUUACUGAAGUUUUCCGAACAGAAGUAGUUCUUAAUUCAUUGAAUCCGACAUGGAUUACAAAACACACCAUUACAUUUCAGUUUGAAGUUGUUCAAACGUUGGUGUUUCGUGCAUAUGAUGUCGACACUCAAUUUCACAACACAGACGUAAAGAUGCUUAAGCUAGAAGAGCAACAAUUUCUUGGUGAAGCUUCUUGUGUAUUAUCUGAGAUUGUGACCAAGCCAAUCAGGUCAUUGACUUUAGAUCUUGUAUGUAGAGAAGAUCUUACCAUAUCAGGCAAUCGUCGACAUUGUGGACAGCUUAUUGUGCAUGCCGAGGAAUGCAUAAGCUCAAAGACUACAACGGAGCUGAUAUUAAGGUGCUCGGAUUUGGAACAUAAGGAUCUGUUCUCCAGAAGUGACCCUUUUUUGUUGAUCUCAAAAAUUGUUGAGGUUGGGCUCCCUAUACCUGUGUGUAAAACAGAAGUUUUAAAAAAUGAUCACAGCCCAGCAUGGAAACCAGUCUAUUUGAGUAUUCAGCAAGUUGGAAGCAAGGAAAAUCCAUUAAUGAUCGAGUGCUUUAACUUCAAUAGCAGUGGCAAGCAUGAUUUAAUUGGAAAAGUUCAAAAAUCAUUAGCUGAGUUGGAAAAGCUUCAUUCUAAUGGCGAAGGAGAGCAUUUAUUUUUACCCACUACUGUCGGGCAUAAUCAUCAGAAUAAGGUAUUAAAGAGCCAGCUAUUUGUGGGCAAGUUUUCCCAAAGUAGUCGACACACAUUUUUGGAUUACUUGGCUGGGGGAUGUGAACUGAACUUCAUGGUGGCAAUUGAUUUCACGGCUUCAAACGGAAAUCCCCGCCUCCCUGAUUCCUUGCAUUACCUUGAUUCAUCUGUACGGCAAAAUGCUUACCAAAGAGCAAUCGUAGAGGUUGGAGAGGUGUUGCAGUUUUAUGAUUCAGAUAAGCGCUUUCCGGCAUGGGGAUUUGGGGCACGACCAAUCGAUGGUCCAGUCUCACAUUGUUUUAACUUGAAUGGAAGCAACAAUCACUGUGAGGUUGACGGAAUCGAUGGAAUUAUGGUAGCAUACACCAGGGCUCUCUACAAUGUGUCUCUGGCAGGGCCAACACUUUUUGGACCUGUGAUCAGCAAUGCUGCACUGAUUGCUAGCCAGUCUCUUGCAAAUGGAGGGAGAAAAUACUUUGUUUUGUUAAUAAUUACGGAUGGAGUUGUAACUGAUCUCCAAGAAACCAAAGAUGCCAUAGUGAAAGCAUCUGACCUACCACUGUCAAUCCUCAUAGUUGGAGUUGGAGGAGCUGACUUUAAAGAAAUGGAGAUUUUAGAUGCUGAUAAAGGAGAGAGACUAGAAAGUUCAGCUGGUCGUGUUGCUUCGCGCGAUAUAGUCCAGUUUAUACCAUUUCGAGAUGUACAAAAUAGAGAGAUUUCCGUUGCCAUGGUGCCAAGUGCUUCAUGGCUCUUAGGUGAUUCGGCAUUAUUCAUCUUACUAGAAGAGGUGAGAAAUGCGUUCUCCAAUUUGACCUUAAAGAUGCAUCAGCAGAAACCUCAUGCGGAACGGCCAACCUUUGGCGGCACAUUCAUAAUGGCUGGACAAGGAAGAACUGAGACAUGGGAACCAACUAGUCUUAUUAUGGAGGUGGGAGGAGAACCUAGGGGCCAAGUGCAUUAUCUUGCAAAGCACUUUGUGAUUCAUGGUCUUGGACUGGAUGCAAGUGAAAUGACACUGUUUGGUGUGAAACAUGGUCUUGGACUGGAUGCAGGCAAAAUAACACUGUUUGGUGUGAAAUUAUUUGACCGAUUUAUUCGUUUUUCAUCAGCCGUUAAUCAAAACAAGAAGUGCUAG
Molecule: messenger RNA, 2064 nt
Organism: Dovyalis caffra
Lineage: Eukaryota; Viridiplantae; Streptophyta; Magnoliopsida; Malpighiales; Salicaceae
Source: the annotation of a GenBank genome assembly